This is a messenger RNA of Vigna unguiculata (cowpea), 1577 nucleotides long. RefSeq lists its product as uncharacterized. The record is from RefSeq and is a predicted model, not a curated record. NCBI's taxonomy places the organism in Eukaryota, Viridiplantae, Streptophyta, Magnoliopsida, Fabales, Fabaceae.
GUCUGUGGGCUAUGUGUUUGCUUAGCUUUCGUUGUGCCUUCUUGUCGUGUUUAGAUGAGUUUCCAAUCUAAUCGAGUUCUGAUGGUUCUUUCUGUGUGUCCAGUGUUAUGGCACCCCCGCGUAUCGCUCCUCCUCCACCCCCUCAGGGCGAUGGGCAAGAUCUGGCUAGGGUGAUCGAGGCCAUGGCUGCUGCUUUGACCCAGCAAAGCAAUGCUAUGAUGCAACAGCACGAGGCGGCGAUGCAGCGCCAAGAAGCCUCUCUUGAGCAGCAGAACUUCAUGAUGCAGCAGAUGGAAGUUGUUAGGCAGGCUGCAGAGGACGCUCAGAGACAGCAUGUGGAUGCUCUCCGUCAGUUAGGGGAGAAUGCUGCUGGCGCUCAGAUGCAUGGUCCUCAUCCCCAACCUCCACCCCCUGAAUGGAGUUUGGAAGACUUCUUGAAGCACCGCCCCGCCAAGUUUGAUGGCAAGUCGAGUCCCGAUCAGGCGGACCAGUGGAUGAAGGAUAUGGAACGCAUCUUUGAUGCCAAGAGGUGCCCCGAUGAGAGCAGGCUUGCUUUCACUAUCUACAUGCUCACGGGAGAGGCUGAGCAUUGGUGGGCCAGCAUGAGGCUGGUAAUGGAAGAGAAGAAUGAGGAUAUCACCUGGGAAGCCUUCAAGAGGAGGUUUCUUUCAGAGUUUUUCCCUGAUAGCGUGAGGUACGCUAAGGAGGUGAAGUUCCUUCAGCUGACGCAAGGGAACAAAUCAGUAGCAGAGUACGCCGAGAGGUUCAAGCAUCUGGGACGUUUCUACACCAUGCCGCUCGAUGAGGAGUGGCGCUGCAGGAAGUUUGAGAAUGGUCUUAGAGGGAACAUCCGCUUGAUGGUGGCCCCGCUGUCCAUCAAGGACUUUGCGGCCUUGGUGGAAAAGGCCAGGGUCAUGGAGCGUAUAAAGGUAGAAGUGGAAGCCCAGCAGCCACCACAGAGGGUUAGCAGACCAUCCGGGUCCAGGCUGAGAGUUGAUGAGAAGAAGAAACCGUAUGCUAGGCCUCAUCCACAGCCACAGGGGUCUAGAGGCUUUCCUUCCCCACCCAGUAGGAUCCAGUGCUAUCAUUGCGGAGGGCCGCAUGGGAAGAAUUUCUGUCCACAGCUAUCAGGUUUUCGCAGGUGCAACCAUUGUGGUAGGGAGGGCCACUUUGGUAGGGAUUGUCCUACUCUGAGGAGGACAGGGGCACGACCCUCACCACAGACUCCGAGCCAGACUUCGGGUCAGACUCAGCAGAGGAGGGGAGGCAGCAGGCCUCAGGCUACAGGCAGGGUCUUUGCGAUGACCGGGUCAGAGGCACAGGUUCAGAUGGAAAUACUUCUGAAGGUAGGCCGGAUGGUGGUAACAGUGCAGCCUAGUGGGCCCGUUGAUAUGACUUACGAAGAGGUUCUAUGGCCCUAGUGCCUUGCAAUUUCGUGCACUUAGAGCAUUUCUUUUGUACAACUAUUAAACUUUCUAGAUUUAUUUUGUUUAUGGCAUGGUUGUAUGCCCAAAUUUCCCUCUAAGCACUCCUUUGGAUUACUGUUAAAAUACAUUCUGUAACUCUGAUUUCUUCUG